UCUCUAUGACUGUCAACAAACACUGAAACUGUACCGAGCUCCACCGACUCAACGCAGGCGUGAUGUCGCGCUGCAGACGUUCAGGAGUCACGUCGUCGUCCUCAAGUUCAGUCACGCACGCGUGAGAGGUUCCCAAACGACGCGGACUAGACGAAGUACAGACGUGCUGCGGGACACCGAACUGAGUGAAGCGCCGCAGCGAUGGAGAACUACUGCAGCGCUGACGAGCUGCUUCCCUUCAAGAGAAGAAGCACGAUGUCCAAACUGUCUCGUUCGUCCGGUCCGGCUCCACGUCACCGGUCAGACAUAGAGAACAUGGUGGAGGAGCUUCAGAGAAACGGGAGGACGGUCAGCGAACAGGACCAGGAGCUGUCGGGCCAAAGGAAACCAGCGUUAGUCAGGUCGAGGACCUUUGACCACUCGCUGCUGACUCAGGUCCAGACAGACUGCGACUCCAAGACAGACAGGAAGAAGUCUCACUACAGCCAGCUUUCCAAGAGCAACUGCCAGUACCAUAAAAUAUUCAAGGAGAUCAGCAAAGAGGAACAGCUCCGACAGAGUUACACCUGUGCUCUGCAGAAAGACAUCCUCUACCAGGGACGCAUGUUUCUCUCCGACCACUGGAUCUGCUUCCACUCCAAGGUGUUUGGCAAAGACACAAAGAUUGCCAUCCCGGUGGUGUCCGUCAAUCAAAUCAAGAAGACCAAAACUGCCAUCCUGGUGCCAAACGCUCUGGUGAUCGCCACCGCGAACGACAGGUACGUGUUCGUGUCUCUCAUGUCCAGAGACAACACCUACAAGAUCCUGAUGUCCAUCUGCCUUCACCUGGAGGAGAAGAGUCCAUGCAGUAGCCCCAUCCCCAGAGUUCAGAGGUCGCCGCUGACGCCUCGCUUUCCUCUGCAGAGUUUUUCCGGGGACUUCGUCGACCUGGACGGCGCCGUGAGGCAGAGGAGGCAGGAGACGGAGGAGAGCAGCAGCUCCGACUCUCAGACGGCCGACUACGAGAAGUUAGCAGAGUUCCCUGUUCCUCCCUUCCUGGACGUGCUGAAGCACACGGACCGAGCGGAGCAUCCGGACCAAAACCAGAACCAGCAUCAGAACCAGAACCAGAACCAGAACCAGAACCAGAACCAGCAUCAGCAUCAGAAGAACUCAGACAACAAGAAGCACGAGACACGUCAUGCUGGCUCAGACGUGUUGAAUCUGAAACCAGUUUCUCUCAACACUCUGCUGUUCAUCUACCUGCUGCUCGUGUGUGUCCUGGUCCUGUCUUCCUGUUACUUGGCCUUUAAGAUCGUCUCGUUGGAGCAGACGCUGACGGCCCUCGGCUCCGUCGCAGAGUUCCCUCACCAGACGGAAAACAACUUUCUUCAGGGAAGCUCCGACGUGAACACAGAGAUUUUCUCCGAACUGCUGACGAUCAACCUGAUGAAGCUGGAGAAGGUCGGUCGGUCGCUCGGUCGGUGUCGUGCACAGACUGUGAAUAAAGAUGGACGACUGACGGCUCCUCUAGAGUGAAGCCAAAUCAUCACGAUCGCCCCCUGGUGGCUGGCUGCAGUAGGGGUCAUAAGCCCCGCCCCCACAAUGCUCAAUUGUGUCGAACCAGUCUCUUUUUAAUCAAAAAGUAGAGAAAUCAAUUAAAUUAUUUGUAAUUGACGACCCUAAACAAUAACCUUUUAAAAUCUUCAAAUCAAAAAAGCUGAAAUGAAACUUUCCAUCAUGACAAUUAAGGAAGAGGAAGAGUUCUGCUCAUUUUACUCGAGUAAAAGUAUUAAUAACUACACUGUAAAUAUAUACAAGUAUAAACCAUGUAAUUAAAAGUUUGCAAAGACAAACGUGCAUCAUAUUUAAUAAACUUAGUCUGAGAAGUAAAUAGUAACUGUAGUGGAGUUCAUGUCGCAUUAAAUAGAAAUACUACUUCAGAAAAUACUUGAGUAAAAGUACUUAGUUACUCUCAGUGGGUGAAUUUGUAUUGAGGAUCUGAAACCACUCGACAGGAAAGAGACGCUCCGUCACAAGUUUCCACAGUGAAACCAGAAGCUCGUUGCUGUUGAUCAAACAUUUAUGGUCAGAGAUCAGCUGACAGAGACGAAGAAGAGCUGAAAGAGUCUGAACCACAUUAACGUUUCAUUACAGUCAGAAUCAAGAGGAGAAAACAAAUAUAUAUUUCUUUUUAAAUUAGAGAGAGUGGGAAUAAUAUUCGGGAACCAGGUCACUUGGCUUUAGAGCGACCUGCUGCCACCUGCUGGUGGUUUUACACUCCGUCUUUUCAUGACGGAGAAAAGCUUCAUCACGCUUUUGUCCUUUUCACGCUCGGACGACUGCGACGCACUUUUUACAUGAUGUAUCAUCAGUACCUAAAAAUCACCGCUUGAAACAUAUUUUAAAAUAUUUGACAUUAACUCCCUUCAUAAAACAUUCUUUGUGUGAAUUAAAAUUCAUUUCAUUUAUUGUUUUGUGAAGCACUUUGUAGCUUUGCUGAAAAAAGUGUUACAUAAAUAAGGCUUAUUAUCAUGAUGAUGAUUAUUAUUAUUAUUAUUAUUAUUAUAUGAUUGUUAUCGUGGAGGAGUUGAGAGUUACAGUAACACACUGCCUCUUC
Messenger RNA from Scophthalmus maximus (turbot), 2599 nucleotides. RefSeq names its product GRAM domain-containing protein 2B (gene gramd2b). Bases 202 to 1518 code for a protein of 438 amino acids. The record is from RefSeq and is a predicted model, not a curated record. The transcript is spliced from 13 exons. NCBI's taxonomy places the organism in Eukaryota, Metazoa, Chordata, Actinopteri, Pleuronectiformes, Scophthalmidae.